Apis dorsata (giant honeybee) is the source of this 2725-nucleotide messenger RNA. RefSeq lists its product as uncharacterized. The record is from RefSeq and is a predicted model, not a curated record. NCBI's taxonomy places the organism in Eukaryota, Metazoa, Arthropoda, Insecta, Hymenoptera, Apidae. The transcript is spliced from 3 exons. Bases 653 to 2725 code for a protein of 690 amino acids.
AUCGGGAGUGUCGCUUUGUGUUUCUGUUCAAAACUCAAUACGACGUGUAUUGAAAGUUAUAUUCCGUGUUCUUUAUCGCGUAACAUUUAAAAACGGCGCGUGAAAAGUUUUCGUUGUGGGUGAUCAUCAAAUUGUCAAAUUUGUUGACUCUUCUCUAACGUAAAAGAAAAAUAUUUAUACAUAUAUUGCCUAACUAUAUUCGAAUGUAUGUAGACAUUAACUUUGACCUUAUUAAGUAAACAGUAACACAGAGGGAAGGGAGGAUAUGUAUACGAUAUCCGAUACUCGUGAUUUAGUGAUUUCAUGACUUUGAAUGAUGUUUUAACUAAUAAUAAAUUUUUUAAUAUUAACGGCUCAAUGAAACAAACGAAUUUUAAUGAAAUAUAAUAAUGUAAUAAGAAUAAAAACAAAAUCGUGUUUUAUAUCGAGAGUAUUUCAAAGUUUGCUUGCUAUUGUAUACCAAGAAGGCCGAUCGGAUUAAGAAGCUGUGACGUUCUACUGAACUCUGAACGAAGAGGACGGAAGUGUGAAGAGAGAGGAACAGAAGAGCGAAAGAGUAAGAAAUUACUCAGGGGUAGCGGGGGGAAGUUGGAUUAAGAAGCGUGGCAAUUAUUCGGCCCGCAAUCCGAUCGGCCCUAUAAGGACGAAUGCAAUGAAAGCCGCGGACCGAAGCGGUCACAGCGACCCCUACAAUAUUUUUUCCCCUAGGAGCCCGCGGACAAAUUUUGGAUCAUCGCCGACACAUCCCGAGAUGUUCGAUUUGGAGACCAUUAUAUGCGAGUUCGAGAAGGGUUUCCUCUCCCCAUCGAAGCACGAAGGAAGGCCGAUGGAAAUAGGCAAGCAGAGGAACUUCGUCAAGAAGAUCGUGGCGGCGUUCGAGGUAAAAUACAAGGCGUGUAACGAUCCGAGGGGCGGGCAGGAGGGGGCCGAGAGCAACCCGGACACCAGUUGCGGAGAGGCGGCGAGGAAGAGGUCGGAGAUCUUUGAGCCAAUCCCUUUCGACUCUGAAAAUUUGCACGAUGACUCGAUGAGCGAGGGCGAGAAGAACGAAUUUGAGAAUCGUUCCGACAGCAAUUCGAUGGGGGAAACUUACGCCUGGCCUUCCGAAACCUAUGCGUCCUCCGAGGAGGAUGGGCAUACGAUCGAUCUUCGAAAAGUCAUUAAACGCGACGAGACGGAGGACGAUCGUGAAAAUGUGGAAGGAUUGAUGUGCUCGAACGGUUCCAGGAAAUCGGCGAUAUUCUCGAGCGGGUUCGGCAAAGAUUUGAAGAACGAAACGAGUGAAAAUUUCUCUGAUGCUUAUCUGAGCUCGUUGAAUCUCGACCGGCGAGGCUCGAACGACUCCGAUUGCUCGAGCCUUUUCAUAUUCGACAAAGAGCAGUCCUGUCGAAGAUCGAACUUCUACGCUGAUUCGAAGGUGGCCGAGGUAUCUCUCGAUGACACGAUGGAGGGCACGAUCCUUGACUUGACCCUGCCCAAUCCGGAACGGAGGGGCACUUCCUCGAUGGAGAGCGGAUUUCCUAAAAGCACGAGCACGAUGAUCAACGAAUUUCCUAAGAAGGAGGAAGAGGAGGAGGAGGGGGAGGAGGAGGAGGAGGAGGAAGAGGAGGGUUCGAAGGAAGGCCAACAAAUUUCGCGCAACGAUAAGACCCCUAAGAUAGUGGGGGCGUUCUUGAAGAGACCGAUCGAAGUCGAGGACACCUCCAUCGAUUGGAUACCUAUCCCAGGGAAGAAAUUACCGCGAAAAAAAUCAUUGAAAAAAUUGCUAUAUUCGUUGACAGGUAAGAGGCUCGAUAAAAAACGAAAAUUGUUCUCGUCGGAGAGGAACUUGAACGAGGGGGAAUAUCAAGAUUCCGGGUACGACGAGAGAUCUUGCUCCUCUUCUUCCUUGACAUCUUUGGCCUCCAUCACGGACGUAUUGGGCAAGGCUCAGCGAGAGAAUAGCAGUUUGCUGGACUCGAACAGGGAGUUCACGUUCAAUACAUUCAAAUCGAACAACUUGGCGUGCAAAGAGGAGAAUGGAACGUUCUAUCAUUUGCAAGGGGAGGAAAACGCAAAAAAGCUCAUUUUAAACGAGGUACCCCGCGAGAGCUUGAGACUAGAUCUGGGUCCAUCCUAUCCCCCUCUGAGUCUGAUAACACAGAUGGCAUUGAAACCCAAAGCAACGAGAUCCAAUCCAUCCAGCCCAUCCCUCGUGAAAGGGACCCUGACCAAACUGCCCAAGCAUCCACAUCUCUCCAAGAUACGGAAACACCCGUUCAUUUCCUUGACAAAGAUGGACAACAGCCAGGAAUUCUGCAGCUCUUACAUAUAUCAAACCGGCCAACACUCGUCCGUAAUUAUUAAAAACGACAUGUACGAAGUGGAGAUACGCAGGAGGAGCGAGGACAUUCCCUGUCCUUUUUCGCAUCAUAGCUCCACGUCCGCGGCUACCCACCACUACGACGUCCCCAGAAAAUUCUUGUCCAAAUCUGAGACCGAGAUCUGGGCUAAGUGUCAAUGCUCGAGAAAGGAGGAGCCAAUUUACGACGUUCCGAAGUUGCAAAAUAUCGAGAGAUCUAAAUCCAGUGAUUACGAGGAAGUUCUUUCCUCUAAAAGGAAAAACGCUGUGGAGGAUCGAGAAGAGUCGGGCGAGAAUUAUGCAACCGCCGAUAAUGCUAAGAAUUGUCUCAACGACGAGAUGCGAUUUAACAUAUAUGUAAACGAGAAUUCCAUUCAAUUUUAA